Molecule: messenger RNA, 991 nt
Organism: Melanaphis sacchari
Lineage: Eukaryota; Metazoa; Arthropoda; Insecta; Hemiptera; Aphididae
Product: mitochondrial import inner membrane translocase subunit TIM50-C-like
Exons: 8
Coding region: 35-991 (318 amino acids)
Molecular function (GO): phosphoprotein phosphatase activity
Source: RefSeq, a predicted model, not a curated record
UGAAUGAAAAUUAAAAAAAUAAUAACUAAAUAAAAUGAACACUUGUGCUUGUAACUAUAAAUUAAUUAUUCUUACAUUGAAUUCAAAGUAUUACCAAAACACAUUUUUAUCUUCACACUAUAAUUGGUCCAAGUAUCAACGUGUAAUUCUACCACGACCCAUUUCUAAUGGUUCUGCUAAAUCUGAAACAAGAUAUUUAAAACAGCUCCUAAUAAAAUCUAUAAAAAUUGCUUCAAUGGUUUUUGGUGCAUCAUUAUUAGCAUUUGGAGGAUAUCUACUAGUGUUUGAAGAUGAUGAUUUAGUUCAAAAAGAAAAUAAAAAUGUUCCACAUAUUGUUAAGAUCUAUGAACAGAUAUGUUUUAAAAUAGAAUUUUAUCAUAAGUUGUUUACAAUUCCUGCAACCAAUAAAUUAUUACCAGAUUCAUUACCAGAUUAUUAUGAUAAACCUCGAUAUACACUUGUGUUAGAAAUUACUGAUCUUCUUGUACAUCCAGAAUGGAGUUAUAGUACAGGCUGGAGUUUUAAAAAGAGGCCAAAUGUAGACUAUUUUUUGGAAAGAGUUGGAAAGUUUUUUGAAGUAGUUGUAUACACGGCUGAAAAUGGUUAUAUUACUUCUCCAAUAUUAGAUGAAAUUGAUCCUAAUGGUUGGAUUCAAUAUCGAUUAUCACGUCAAUGUGCUGAAUUUCGAAAUGGUCAAUUAGUAAAAAAUAUUGAAAGAAUUAAUCGUGAUUUAUCAAAAGUCAUUGUAAUAGAUUGGAAUACGAGUUGGACACAACUUCAUCCUUAUAAUACUCUAAUUAUACCUAGGUGGAAUGGUGAUGAAAAUGACAACUCGCUUAUUGACCUUGCAGACUUCUUAAAAGCGGUAUUUGUAAAUGAAGAAAAAGAUGUUAGAGAGAUUUUAAAUGAAUUUAAACAAUAUGAUGAUCCUAUAAAGGCAUUUCGAGAAAAUCAAAGAAUAUUAAAGGUAGAAACUAAGGAUGAAAAAUAA